Messenger RNA from Porites evermanni, 330 nucleotides. The record is from the annotation of a GenBank genome assembly. NCBI's taxonomy places the organism in Eukaryota, Metazoa, Cnidaria, Anthozoa, Scleractinia, Poritidae.
AUGCACGAUGCAGCUAUGUUGGCAGAGUCAGGUUUUCUACGUGAUUUAAACAUGUAUGCAUUUUCACCAAUGGGCGUACCCCUCUGCAUAUAUGGUGAUCCAGCAUAUCCAUUAAGGAUACAUUUGCAAGCCCCAUUCAGAAACACAGCAAGGCUCACUCAACAAAUGGAGUUGUUCAACAAGUCAAUGAGUAAAGUGCGAAUGUCAGUGGAGUGGAUUUUUGGGGACGUCAUAAAUGAUUUUAAAUUUCUUGACUUUAAGAAAAACUUAAAGAUUGGUUUGAGUGCUGUAGGAGAAAUGUACUUUCUAGGUGCCAUAUUACGGAACUGA